AUGAGCAUUUUUGUAUCAUUCAAGGCAUCUCUAGAGGGCCUUUUUUCUGGUUGUAGAAGUGUUAUUGGAGUAGAUGGAAUCGAGAAGGCUCUCACUGAUUUGUGGCCUAAGGUGCAAAGAAGGUAUUAUUGUAGACACCUUAGUGCCAAUUGGAAGAAGUCUUUUCAUGGGCCUAAGUUAUGGAAAUUGUUUUGGCUAGCAUGUGGGGCCUUCUCAACCUUCACAUUUGCAAAGGCCAUGAAUGAGAUUGAAAAAAACAACCCUGAUGCAAGGAGAUGGCUUGCUAAUUUGGGUCCACAAGAGAGAUGGACAAAACAUAAAUUUGACUCUGAAUUGAAGUGUGAUGUUAAUAAGACAAAUUUUGUGAAAAGCUUCAAUGCAACCCUAGGAACUGACAGGUUCAAGCCAGUGUUAAGUUUGUUAGAGGGAAUUAGGAGAAUAACAAUGGUUAGGUUAGCAGCAAGGAGGCAGAAGUGUGAAGAAUGGGAGAGGCUGUGUCUAAACAUUGCGAUGAGAGUUCAAGUAUUGUGCAAUGAGAGUAGGUCUUGCAGGGCUUUCAUGUCUAGUCCAGGGGAGUAUGAGGUGGUGGAGGGUAAAUCAACUUUGGCUGUCAGUUUGAACCAAUGCACAUGCCUUUGCAAUAUCUGGCAACUCACUAGCAUACCAUGUAGGCAUGCAAUGAUAGCGAUACUUCAUGAAGGUCUUGAUCCACAAUCCUUGGUUGAUGAUUGGUAUUCAGUAGAGAACUAUAAGUUUGCCUAUCAUAACAGCAUUAAACCUAUCCCUGAUCAGGAUAAGUGGCCAGCAACUGAACACCCUACUAUAUUACCUCCUAUGCUCAGUAGGCCUUGUAGGAACCGAAAGAGAGGUGAUGAUGAAGAGAGGAAGGCAAAGAGGAGCAAGACAAUAAAAUGUGGGAAGUGUGGGGAUUUUGGUCACAACAAGGCCAGUUGCAAGGGAGGGGCAACAAAAAAACAGAAGGCAGCAGCACCAAACACUGAUGAUGCUUCAACUUCCAAGUGCAAGGGAAAGAGCAAAGCAAAAUGA
Molecule: messenger RNA, 1047 nt
Organism: Amaranthus tricolor (Joseph's coat)
Lineage: Eukaryota; Viridiplantae; Streptophyta; Magnoliopsida; Caryophyllales; Amaranthaceae
Exons: 2
Coding region: 1-1047 (348 amino acids)
Molecular function (GO): zinc ion binding
Source: RefSeq, a predicted model, not a curated record